AUGGACGACCUCGUGAGUCAUGAUGGCCGAUCGUCACGAUAUACUGGAAGUGUCCGAGAUUUCGAUGAAAUGUCGGUCGCAUCCAUGACGCCAAGCAUCAUGUCGGCACAGGGGAACUUGGUGACAAGAAAUGCAAGUGAGAAGUUCGCAGAUCCAGAAUUUCUCCGUCAAUGCCCAUUUGACCCAGUGCAUGUUAUCCAAGCGUACCGUUACCAGCGACAUAUCCUUCGAUGUCGACAGCAGAAUCCGGAAAAAGCCGCCCAAUUCGAUAAGUGCAAAUGGAACGCGAUGCACUGGUUCAGAAAGGGCGAGGAAAUGGAAAACCAUCUAAAAGAGUGCCCCGACAGAAACCGUGCGCCUUUUCGUGAUCGAUUCGCUGGACUCCCCCGCCGCGAAAAAACUGAUUCGGACAAUAUUCAAUUUGCCGAUAAUUGGGAUGAAGAAGAAGAUGGAGCAUCGAAAAUGAACCGACCAACACGAGAACAAAUAUUAAAACUUAAGACAACACUUCAAGCUGAAAGAAGAACUCCGCCCAAAUUUUUUAAGCCCCGACUUCAUCGAGUUCGAGGACCAAGAGGAGCCCAAAAAUGA
Oikopleura dioica is the source of this 591-nucleotide messenger RNA. NCBI's taxonomy places the organism in Eukaryota, Metazoa, Chordata, Appendicularia, Copelata, Oikopleuridae. The record is from the annotation of a GenBank genome assembly.